Messenger RNA from Thlaspi arvense, 2311 nucleotides. The record is from the annotation of a GenBank genome assembly. NCBI's taxonomy places the organism in Eukaryota, Viridiplantae, Streptophyta, Magnoliopsida, Brassicales, Brassicaceae.
AUUAUUCAUCAUAACGUUCGUACUACUUUUCAAAACAAAAAACCAACGUAAAAUUUAAUUUAAAAACCAAACUAAAAAAAGACACGAGAUUUAUGGAAGCAGAUAAGAUCCAGAGGAAUAGGCAAGUGGAAGAAGAACGAGAACAGCUGUUCUUCUUUCCGACCUCAAAGUCAGACGACAGUUUUAAUUCGAAUCCUAUAAAUUUCAACUAAUCUUCUCCAUUUUCAAAAUCAAAUCAUCUUAUUACCUUUUCUUGAUUCUGAAUCCCUUUUCGAACCAGAUCUAUCCCAGAUAUCUGAUACAAACACCAAGAAGAAGAAGACGAAGAACAAGAUCUGUUCUGUCUGUUUGUUCCUCUCUGUGAAACAGAGAAGUCAACACUGAGUCUUCCACGACGUCGUUUUAGCACAUCGACUCUUUUUUUUUUUUUAAUAUUGUAUUUCAAAUCGGAUAAAUGGCCGGAGGGUUCGUCAGUCAAACGCCGGGCGUUCGGAACUAUAACUACAAAUUGACACCGAAAGUAUUCGUAACAUGUUUCAUCGGUGCAUUUGGUGGUCUCAUCUUCGGAUACGAUCUUGGGAUCUCAGGAGGGGUAACCUCAAUGGAGCCAUUCUUGGAAAAGUUCUUCCCUUACGUGUACAAGAAAAUGAAGAGCGCACACGAGAACGAGUACUGUCGAUUCGAUAGUCAGCUUCUCACUCUCUUCACUUCUUCUCUCUAUGUGGCGGCUUUGAUCUCUUCCCUCUUCGCCUCUACGGUGACCCGAGUUUUUGGAAGGAAAUGGUCCAUGUUUCUUGGUGGCUUCACCUUCUUCAUCGGCUCUGCUUUCAACGGCUUUGCCCAAAACAUCGCCAUGCUUCUCAUCGGUCGUAUUCUUCUUGGUUUCGGAGUCGGAUUCGCCAAUCAAUCUGUUCCGGUUUAUCUGUCGGAAAUGGCUCCUCCGAAUCUAAGAGGAGCGUUCAACAACGGGUUCCAAGUAGCGAUUAUAUUCGGCAUCGUGGUUGCGACGAUCAUCAAUUACUUCACAGCACAGAUGAAAGGGAACAUCGGAUGGAGAAUCUCUCUCGGAUUAGCUUGCGUACCUUCAGUGAUGAUCAUGAUCGGAGCUCUGAUCCUUCCCGACACUCCGAACUCUCUCAUCGAACGUGGCUACACCGACGAGGCGAAGCAGAUGCUCCAAUCCAUCCGAGGAACAGAUGAGGUCGAAGAAGAGUUUCAGGAUCUCGUUGAUGCGAGUGAGGAGUCUAAGCAAGUGAAACACCCAUGGAAGAACAUCUUGCUUCCUCGUUACAGACCACAACUGAUCAUGACCUGCUUCAUUCCUUUCUUCCAACAGCUUACCGGAAUCAAUGUCAUUACGUUUUACGCGCCCGUCCUGUUCCAAACCCUCGGGUUCGGUAGCAAAGCCUCGCUCUUGUCGGCUAUGGUAACGGGUAUCAUCGAGCUCUUGUGUACCUUCGUCUCUGUUUUCACAGUCGAUAGGUUCGGAAGAAGAGUCUUGUUCCUCCAGGGAGGUAUCCAGAUGCUUAUCUCUCAGAUCGCUAUUGGAGCCAUGAUUGGAGUCAAAUUUGGAGUGGCUGGAACAGGGAACAUAGGGAAAUCAGAUGCUAAUCUGAUCGUGGCGCUGAUCUGCAUCUACGUAGCCGGUUUCGCCUGGUCAUGGGGACCGUUGGGAUGGUUGGUUCCUAGUGAGAUAUCUCCACUAGAGAUCCGAUCAGCAGCUCAAGCCAUAAACGUGGCGGUCAACAUGUUCUUCACGUUCCUUGUAGCACAGCUCUUCCUCACGAUGCUCUGUCACAUGAAAUUCGGACUGUUCUUCUUUUUCGCGGUGUUUGUCUUCAUAAUGACGAUAUUCAUCUACCUGAUGUUGCCUGAGACGAAGAAUGUACCAAUCGAAGAGAUGAACAAAGUGUGGAAGGCACACUGGUUCUGGGGAAGGUUUAUACCUGAUGAGGCUGUUGGUAUUGGUGCUGCUGAGAUGCAACAGAAGUCUGUGUGAUGAUGAUGAAAAAACGUUUUCUUUGGGCAAAAGACUUGUCAGAAAAUUUGAAAAGAGAAAGGUGAUGAUUAAUAGGAUGAAAUAAGAAUGAAAUAUCAAAAAAGAAGUGUGUAUUCCUGAAAGAAAGCUGCUCUGUUUUUUUUAUUCAGAGAUUUAGCUUUUGAAGUAGAUUCUUCUUUCUUCUUAAUAUUUAUCUCUUUGUUGCAAUUGUAGUUUUGGCCUAAAGAAAGUUCAGAAAACAAAAAUAUUAUAAAAAAAAAUGAAAUCAGUUUGUCUUAUGUUUUUGUUUCUUAUUUAACAUUUCUGUUGAAU